Ahaetulla prasina is the source of this 2649-nucleotide messenger RNA. RefSeq lists its product as uncharacterized. The transcript has 3 exons. Gene Ontology annotation, molecular function: nucleic acid binding. The annotation marks the transcript as partial. The record is from RefSeq and is a predicted model, not a curated record. Lineage: Eukaryota; Metazoa; Chordata; Lepidosauria; Squamata; Colubridae. Gene Ontology annotation, biological process: DNA integration.
CAGAUGGAAGUGGACACCGGCUCAUCGAUCACAAUUAUGUCUUGGGGGACCCUAGUGAAGGACUUGCCAGCCGUCGCGAAGCGCCAACUACAGACCCAGAAGCUGAGAGUGCAGGACUACCAAGGAAAUCGAAUCCCUGUUCGAGGGGUGACGUCCGUCCAAGUCAAGUAUGGACAGUUCAAAAAGACCCUACCCAUCACCAUAGUCGAUGGAACCUUACCGAGUUUGCUAGGACUGGACUGGUUCCGAGCUUUGGGCAUGGAAGUGACCGGGGUCUUCAGAAACGAAGUCGACCUCAAGGCCGAACUGCUGAAGGAGUUCGAGGACGUUUUCAAAGACUGCCUGGGCAAGUACGAGGGGACCCCUAUCUCUUUCAAUCUAGACCCGCAGGUUGCCCCGAUCAGGUUAAAGGCUAGGAGGGUCCCAUUUGCCCUUAAGCCAAAGAUUGAUAGGGAAUUGGACAAGCUAGUUAGCCAGGGAAUACUAGUGCCCAUUGACCAUGCGAAAUGGGAGACACCCAUAGUGACCCCAGUCAAACCGGACGGAUCGGUCCGGAUUUGUGCUGACUACAAGGCAACGUUAAACAAAGCGUUGCAAAAGAGUGCAUACCCCGUUCCAGUAGUGCAACACUUGCUGCACUCGUUGGGACAAGGGCAAGUUUUCGCCAAACUCGAUUUGGCUCAAGCCUACCAGCAGUUACCCGUAGACAGCAGCACAGCCGAGGCACAGACAAUUGUCACGCACCGGGGUGCUUUCAAAUGCACUCGACUCCAGUUUGGAGUUAGUGUGGCCCCAGGGCUAUUUAAAAACCUAAUGGAGCGACUAUUACAGGGCUUACCCGGGAUGGUACCUUAUUUCGAUGAUGUAUUGGUAUCAGCUGAGAAUUUAGAGGAACUGGGAGUUAGACUAAGAAAAGUUUUGGGCAUUUUCCGGUCUGCCGGGCUUAAAGUUAAGCUUAACAAAUGCCAAAUUGGGGUAGAAUCCGUGGAAUUCCUAGGCUACCGCAUAGACAGGGAAGGGAUUCACCCCACGGAGAGCAAGGUAAGGGCCAUCAGGAAGGCCCCAGCUCCCAAAAAUAAAACGGAGUUACAAGCAUUCUUAGGUCUUGUCAACUUCUAUGCGGUAUUCUUAAAACACAAGGCAACAAUAGCCGAACCGCUACACAAAUUACUAGCAAAGAAAGCUGUUUGGUCCUGGGGGAAGGCGGAAGCUAGGGCAUUCGAAGGGGUAAAAAACCUUUUGUCUAGCGAUAGCCUCCUCAUUCAAUAUAAUGGCACGUUGCCAUUAGUACUAGUUUGUGAUGCAUCUCCCUAUGGGGUGGGGGCUGUGCUCAGCCACAGAUUGCCGAAUGGAACGGAAGCCCCUAUAGCAUAUUAUUCCCGAACAAUGUCCCAGGCCGAAAGGAACUAUAGCCAGCUAGAUAGGGAAGCAUUGGCAAUAGUCUCCGGGAUGAAGAAAUUCCACGAAUACGUUUUCGGACGAGACUUCGAGAUAGUCACGGACCAUAGACCCCUACUAGGCCUAUUGGCAGGCGACCGCCCAACACCCGUUGCACUUUCACCCAGGCUGACCCGUUGGACUAUCUUCCUAGCAGCAUACUCUUAUAAAUUGAUCCACCGCCCCGGAAAAGACUUAGGGCAUGCGGACGCUCUAAGCAGAUGCCCUUUACCCAAAACCAUCGAAGACCCGACCCCGGGGAUUCCAGUCUUACUAAUUGAUUCUUGGGACUCUGGCCCAGUCACGUCCAAAGAAGUGGCUAGGGCAUCUUACAAGGACAUUACAAUAAGGACUGUAAUCGGUUGGGUGCAAAGGGGAUGGCCCGCUGCGCCGGGCGAGCGGUUCAAAGACUUUGCGAAAAAACAAGGGGAACUGUUGGUGCAAGGGGGGUGUCUGUUAUGGGGGGAUAGAGUGGUCAUUCCAGAAAAACUACGGAAAAAUGUAUUGGAACUAUUGCAUGUGGGUCACCCGGGAAUCGUGAGGAUGAAGAGUUUAGCGAGGAGUUAUGUUUGGUGGCCCUUGAUGGAUCAGGAAAUCAGCGACAGGGUAGGGAGAUGCCAACCCUGCCAAGAGUCACGGCCACUACCCCCUACAGCCCCAAUUAGAGAGUGGGAGAAACCCCAGGGGCCAUGGUCCAGAAUUCACAUUGAUUUUGCCGGCCCGUUCCACGGGCAAACCUUUUUAAUUGUAGUAGAUGCCUACUCAAAAUGGUUAGAAAUUAUCCUCAUGAGAUCCAUGACGGCUGAGGCAGUCAUCUCAGUCCUGAGGCACCUGUUUGUAACCCAUGGGUUACCCAACACCCUGGUCUCCGACAACGGCCCGCAAUUCACGGCAACUCAGUUUGAGGGGUACUUGGCUGAGGAGGGCAUCAGACAUGCCCUCUCGGCGCCUUUCCACCCGGCGUCGAACGGACUUGCAGAACGUUUCGUUAGGAGCGCGAAGGAAGCGCUAUCUAGGAUAAGAUCCCAUAAAGUGGCUAUACGGAAGAUUCAGGACUAUCAAAACCAAAUAAUUCUUCUACACAGAAUUAAACGAAAAUUGCUUGCAUGGAAUUAUGUAGCGAUUGUUUUAAACGAAUGCAUGAUGUGGGUGGCUAUUAGCCAAGUUGGUUCUAUUGCAUCCCAGUUUGAUAGACACCAUGAAUGGCUGUGA